AUGGCUCCCUCAACACAGCCCAGCAAGGAUGAUCGCGUCGUUGUCGUGGGCGCGGGAGUCUUUGGCCUUUCAACUGCUCUGGAACUAUCCAAGCGUGGAUAUCGCAACAUCACUGUACUCGAUCGUUACCCACCUCCAGCCAUCGACGGAUCCAGCGUAGACAUUUCUCGAAUCGUCCGGAACGACUACGCUGAUCCCAUCUACGCUCGUAUGGCCAAAGAAGCAAUGUCCUUGUGGGAAUCCGACUAUCCGGAAUGGUUCCAUCGCUGCGGAUCCAUCCUUCUGUCUUCAAAGGACAGCAAGUAUGUCUCCAAAUCCCUGGAGAAUCUCAAACAGACAUCCCAGACCUACCAGGAGUUCAACGGCACACACGAGCUGAGGAAACUGUUCCGUGGCUUUCAAGGCGACAUCCCAGGCAUCUCUGGAUAUGCUAAUCCCGUCGGGAGUUGGGUUGAUGCUGCAGGAUCCAUAGGCGCAAUGGCCAAAGAGUGUGCCCUCCGCGGAGUGAGCUUUGUGACCGGACCUAAAGGCACUGUGCUCUCGCUGGAUACUUCUUCUGAUGGGCAGAUCCGGGGAGUUGUUACAGCAGAUGGACUUGCCAUUCCCACCGAUCGCCUCGUCGUUGCGACGGGUGCUUGGACAAACCAGCUGGUGGAUAUGAAGAAAUCCGUUGUUGCGGCCGGUCAGCCCGUCGGCUUCAUUCAGCUUACUGCGGAUGAGGCUCGCCAACUCUACAAUGCUCCGGUAAUGAUCGACUUUGACAACGGAUGUUUCACCUUCCCCCCGACGCCAGACACGCAUGUGCUCAAGAUUGCUCGGCACGGAUGGGGUUAUGGGAGACCGGUUGAAGUGAGCCUCGGCGGGCGCGACAAGGAGAUCGUCUCCUCUCCGGUGCUGGAGCGACGCGGGCGGACGACCUCAUUUCUGCCAGCAGAUGCGGAUGAGGGGUUACGCGACGGACUCAAGAAGUUGUGGCCGAAGUUUGCUGAUCGUGCGUGGAUCAACACCAGACUCUGCUGGUAUUGUGACACGGCCAAUGGCGAUUUCAUCUUCGACAACCAUCCGGACUUCCAAGGUGUCUUUGUCGCCACUGGCGGGAGCGGACAGUAA
This is a messenger RNA of Lasiodiplodia theobromae, 1110 nucleotides long. RefSeq lists its product as uncharacterized. The record is from RefSeq and is a predicted model, not a curated record. Gene Ontology annotation, molecular function: sarcosine oxidase activity; L-pipecolate oxidase activity; proline dehydrogenase activity. The transcript has a single exon. Lineage: Eukaryota; Fungi; Ascomycota; Dothideomycetes; Botryosphaeriales; Botryosphaeriaceae. Bases 1 to 1110 code for a protein of 369 amino acids.